Messenger RNA from Malassezia japonica, 780 nucleotides. RefSeq lists its product as uncharacterized. The transcript has 2 exons. Bases 1 to 780 code for a protein of 259 amino acids. NCBI's taxonomy places the organism in Eukaryota, Fungi, Basidiomycota, Malasseziomycetes, Malasseziales, Malasseziaceae. Gene Ontology annotation, cellular component: small-subunit processome; nucleolus. Gene Ontology annotation, molecular function: small ribosomal subunit rRNA binding. The record is from RefSeq and is a predicted model, not a curated record.
AUGCGUCAGAAGCGUGCCAAGUCCUAUCGCCGUUUGGUGCACCAGUAUGUGAUGCACUUUGGCUUUCGCGAGCCAUUCCAGGUGCUGAUCGACAAUACCUUUGCCGAGUCGCUCGUGCGAUACAAGGUCGAGGACCCGAUGCGCCAGAUCCAAAAUGCGCUCCACGCGGCCAAGGUGAAGCCGAUGAUUACGCAGUGCUGCAUGGUGGCGCUCUACAAUGCCGAAAAAGAGGCCCAGCCUGAGGACAAAGGGCGGGCGAAGCAGACCGUCUCGCUCGCAAAGGAGUGGGAGCGCCGCAAGUGCAACCACAAGGACGCGCUCGAGCCGGGAACGUGCCUGGAAGAGGUGAUCGGCCCUGCAAACAAGCACCGGUACGUGCUCGCAGCCGACGACCCGAUUGUGCGCCGCAUGCGCCGCCGCGUCGUCCCGGGCCUGCCCAUCCUGCAUUAUACACAGAGCGUGCUGGUGCUCGAGCCGAUGAGUUCGUUGACCGAGCGGCACAUUGCGCACAUGGAGUCGGACAAGUCGGCGAUCUCGCCCGCCGAGCGCCGUCUUCUGGAAAAGGCGGGCGAAGAGGAGGAAGGCGAGCAGGAAGCGGCAGAAGAGGCGCCCAAGCCGGUCAAGCGCAAGCGGGCCAAGGAGCCGAAUCCGCUCAGCAAGAAAAAGCCCAAGGCGCGCGAGCCGCAAGCUGCGCCUGCGCCGCCGCCGUCCUCUGAGCCCACCGCACAGCAAACAUCACGGCGGCGCAAGAAGCGCGGGCGUGGUGCGGGGCACGACUAG